Drosophila elegans is the source of this 8784-nucleotide messenger RNA. RefSeq names its product putative neural-cadherin 2. Gene Ontology annotation, molecular function: cadherin binding; calcium ion binding. Bases 2092 to 7464 code for a protein of 1790 amino acids. The transcript is spliced from 16 exons. Gene Ontology annotation, cellular component: plasma membrane; catenin complex. Gene Ontology annotation, biological process: homophilic cell-cell adhesion. Lineage: Eukaryota; Metazoa; Arthropoda; Insecta; Diptera; Drosophilidae. The record is from RefSeq and is a predicted model, not a curated record.
GUUACCGAGCACAACACACACUAUCCUCGACUUUCGUCAGCCAAAUAUAUAUCCUCUUCACAGAAAAUCGCGUGAAUUCGUCGUGAUUUACCGGCACAUUUUCUGUUUGUUUUUUUCGCAAUUGGUGCUAAGUCGAGUGUCCAUAAUUGACAGAUCUGUCAGUCGAAAUCGAGACAAAACGAGGCGAGCCGUCGAGGGCCAACAAAGUGUGUGCUUAGUGCUUGACUUGUUACCAGAGUAGUGGGGUAGCCUUUAUAAAUACCCAAAUGGUAGCGGAGCUAACUGAUAAAUAGCUUAAGGUGUGGCUGGAAAAAGUGAGAAAAAUAUCCCAAAGAAGGGCAACAAAUCAAAAUAACUUCAAUCAUUAAUCAAAAUACUGCUAAAUAAUAUUACAAUCAAAAGAUAUAAAAACCUCUACAAAGUGAAAAUAAAAAUAAUAAACAAGUACUGAAAACCAAAAAAAAAAAGAGAAUCAGAAUCUUUAAAUCUCAAGUAAAAACACUGUGUUUGCUUACCAAUAAAAGCCACAAGUAACGCUUAAAAAAUAUAAAAACAAAAGAAUUUAUAUAACGAUAAAAAAAUCCAGAAAACAAGAAGUUUUAUUUUUAAUUUAAUAGAAGAGCGUGAAUAAAUGGUAAACAAUAAAUUACUGACUGAAAUAGCCACAUUAAAUUCCAUGUUAAGCGAUUAAAAGGAUGACCCAAAAAAAAAUAACAAAGCACAACAAUAUCACACUAUAAAUCAAAAAUUCCAACAAAACAGCUCACACUGAUAAAAAAAAGCUAUAACACAAUUAUGUAUAAUUCAUAAUUCGCAUUGAAUGCCGAACAACUGAUUCAAAUUAAUCCAAAUUAGAUUAAGUAAAAAAGAAUAGCAUAUGCUUAUUAAAUCAAUAAUAAAAACUUCAUUUAAUCAAGAUUCAUUUGACCUAAAUCCAUGUUAAUCGGGGAAAACAGCAAUUUGAUCAAAAUGCAAAUGGCAGGAUGCAGGGCAAAUUUUAUUGACAACAAAAUGGCGGAAUGCAUAUAAAGUGCAAUAAAUAGCAAAUGGUAAAAUUUCAAACGGCAAACGACCAUAAAUCGAUGAUAUAAAUGCAUUAAAGUGCCCCGUAUUAAGAGCCCCAUUAUAUAUAUACAAAAUUGUAUAACUCUGUGCACUUGUGUUUUUGUGUUGGCACCGCUUAAUUGAGCAUGCAUUAAAAUAAUAGCAAAAAUAAAUUAAUCUCGUCAAAAAAUAUAAAAUAAUGCUCACAUAAUUUAGACUUGUGAAACGUUUAAAGCCACUGAGCUAAAAAACGAGUGUCUAUUCAUGCUUAAAUAAAUAUCAGUGUUAUUGUGAGUGUUUUAAUUAAAUUCAAGUCAUUAACAAUCGGCCAACUUGGAUUACCAUUGGGAAUACGCAGUAAAAAGAGAUUCAGCUGUUUACUUAAUUCCCAUGUGUGCGGACCUUUUAGUGAUAGCUGAAUAAGAGCCCACGGAACGAGCUGGGAACAACAUAAGCUGGCUUCAAUAGGAAACACAAAAUCGCAAUAAUUGACAAAUCCAGUUAAAAACUGUCCAAUUCCCCAAAAAAGAGAACACACAACCGGCAUUAAAAAUAACUUAAAGUCCUGAAAAAAGGAGAGCGAAAUUGCCCCAGAAAAUUGCAUGAAAUUGCAACUGGCCAACAGGAAGUGGAGAAGUGACAGCGAUAACUAAGGACACAGACGGGAUAAAUCGGAGCGGGGUCAGUCAUUUGCUGCACGAUUGCCGACCCCGACCAACGAACUGAAAGUUUAAUUGCCUCUGUUAUUCGAAAAAGAAGAAAGCGGGCAAGAGCAAAGAUACCAGUCCAGGCGAAUGCAACAAUUAAAAUCAAAAACUUUUGGACAAGAUGCUGCUGCCUACGCCGUGGCGACAACAAAUCCCAACUGCUGAGCGCAUCCAUCGACAGCUUUUCCGAGCCUAAGAGCCUGUGGAGAAUCAAGGAAGCGACCAGCAGAGUCCUUCGAGCGAAAGAAACAGACUGAGACUGAGCUACAGAGCGACAGAGAGGGGGAGAAAAGCACGCUGGCGAGUGGCGGGGCUUUUAAAUCGUCUGCUUCUAAUUUGAAUGGACUCAGCCGCAUUCGACAUUCAAAUGCAUAUUUGGAAACUUUUGUUAAUUGUUACAAAAUUUGUACGCAUUGGUAUUGCCGACAAAAACGAUUCGCCGCCAUAUUUCGAUAGAUUUCUGUACGAGACUGAAAUCGAUGAGAAUGCCGACUUACAGAGCACAGUCCUCACUGUCAACGCCAAGGAUCACAAUGAGUCGACGAAUAUUCGAUACCAGAUCACAGGCGGUAACAUAGGCAAUGCCUUUGCCGUACAGAACACCACCGGUGUCAUUUACGUGGCAAGUCCACUCGACUACGAAACGCGGCCAAGGUACGAACUGCGGCUGGAGGCGACGCGAAAUCGCAAAAACAACUACACCACCGUUGUGAUCAACGUUCGCGAUGUCAACGAUAAUCCACCCGUAUUCGAUCGUCAAACAUAUCGCACACAAAUCACUGAAGAAGACGAUCGCAAUCUGCCCAAACGCAUACUGCAGGUCACAGCCACCGACGGCGAUGUAGAUAGACCAAUAAAUAUUGUAUAUUUCCUCACUGGCCAGGGCAUCGACCCUGAUAAUCCAGCGAAUAGUAAAUUUGAUAUAAAUCGCACGACUGGCGAUAUUUUUGUACUCAAGCCUCUGGACCGUGAUCAGCCCAAUGGCAGGCCACAGUGGCGCUUCACAGUAUUCGCCCAGGACGAGGGCGGCGAGGGCCUGGUCGGCUAUGCGGACAUCCAGGUCAACCUGAAGGACAUCAACGACAAUGCGCCGCAGUUCCCGCAGGGCACCUACUUUGGGAACGUCACCGAAAACGGCACCGCCGGCAGUUCGGUGAUGACCAUGUCCGCCGUCGACUACGACGAUCCCAACGAGAGCACCAACGCCAAGCUGAUCUACUCGAUAGAGAAAAACGUCAUCGAGGAGGAGACCGGGGCGCCCAUUUUCGAGAUCGAGCCGGAGACGGGACUCAUCCGAACGGCGGUCUGCUGUCUGGACAGGGAACGCACUCCGGACUACUCCAUCCAAGUGGUUGCGAUGGACGGAGGCGGUCUCAAGGGAACCGGCACCGCCUCGAUUCGCGUCAAGGACCUCAACGACAUGCCGCCGCAGUUCACGAAGGACGAGUGGUUCACGGAGGUGGACGAAACGAAUGGCACUUACAUCCCGGAGACGCCCAUUCUCACGGUGACCGUUCAGGACGAGGACGAGACGAACACGUUCCAAUACAAGGUGGUGGCGAACAGUGGUUUCGGGGCGGACAAAUUUGCGAUGGUGCGCAAUGGCGACGGCACGGGCUCACUGAAAAUCAUCCAGCCACUGGACUACGAGGAUCCGCUGCAAAGCAGUGGUUUCCGGUUUCGCAUUCAGGUGAACGACAAGGGCGACGAUGGACCCAGUGGAAGUGAUAAGUACCACGUGGCCUACUCCUGGGUGGUUGUGAAGUUGCGGGAUAUCAACGACAAUGUUCCGAAAUUCGAUCGCGAGCACAUAGAAGUUUCCAUCUAUGAGGACACGAAAGUGGGAACUGUCUUGGAGCAGUUCAAGGCAAGUGAUGCCGAUCAGGGUGGCCACUCCAAGGUUAUUUACAAAAUAGUCCGCUCCACAAAUCGAAGAAGGCAGUUUGCCAUAAGUGAUAAGGGAGCGGUGAGCAUACAAAGACCGUUGGAUAGGGAAACCCUGGAUCGUCAUCACAUUCAAAUACACGCAAUUGACGAUGGCAACCCUGCUCGAACCGCAACUGCAACCCUUACCGUGAUUGUUAAGGAUGUGAAUGAUAAUGCACCGACCUUCGCGCAGGACUAUAAGCCCACUUUGCCGGAAAAUGUGUCUGGGAAAAAAAUUGUGGAGGUGGCAGCCAAGGAUGCAGAUGAUCGGCAAAGGGGAAAUGGCGGACCCUUCACUUUUCGACUGGAUCCCUUGGCCAGCGAUGAAAUAAGAGCGGGAUUUAAAGUGGAGUACGAUCGCAGAGGUGACAGUGGAAAUGGCGUGGCCAUCAUCUCAUCCCUUCGUCCUUUCGAUCGCGAGGUCCAAAAGACCUAUGCCAUUCCCAUCGAGAUCAAGGAUAACGGAGCUCCUGCGAUGACCGGCACCAGUACUCUCACCGUGACCAUUGGCGAUGUGAACGACAACAAAAUGCAGCCGGGCAGCAAGUCUGUGUUGGUGUAUAACUACCAAGGACAGUCACAGGACACACAGAUAGGCAGGGUCUACGUCAACGAUCCCGACGAUUGGGAUGUUCCGGACAAGAAAUACUACUGGGAGGUUCAGGAACAUCAAAGAUUCAAGCUCGAUACGGAUACGGGAAUUCUAACAAUGAGAGCGGGAACGCGGAGAGGUCGCUAUCAGCUGAGGUUCAAGGUCUACGACCGUGAACAUGGUCAGGAGGAUAUCCCCGCCAACCUAAGCGUUACAGUGCGCGACAUAACAGCAGAGGCGGUGCAGCAAGCUGGUUCCAUGCGAUUGGCCCACAUAACCGAUGAGGAUUUCGUGAGAACUUGGAACCCAGUCAAAAAUCAAGUGGAGCCCUCUAAGUUGGAAAGGUUCCGUAACAAACUGGCCGAAUUGUUGUACACAGAUCGCGAUAAUGUUGACGUGUUUAGUGUGCAACUUAAGGAAGGUUCUUCCUAUCCCCUGACCGAUGUUCACUUUGCAGCCCGUUCUGCCACGCAACAGCCGUUCUUCAAGGCAGUUCGCUUGAAUGGCGUUGUGCAAAUGCACCGGGAAGAGAUUGAAAAGGACGUGGGCUUGAACAUCACCAUGGUCAAUAUAAACGAGUGCUUGCAUGAGGGCAGGGGAAAAUGUGGCUCCACUUCGUGCACCUCCAAGGUGGAGUUGGGUAAAAAGCCCUACACGGUCAGUGUGAAUCGCACCGCUUUGGUGGGAGUUCGCUUGGAUAUCAGUGCGCAGUGUGUUUGUCGGGCCAGGAACUUCACCAAUCAGGAUCACAAUUGCAGGUCGCAUCUGUGCUACAAUGGCGGCCGAUGUGUGGAGACCCGAAAUGGUCCGAAGUGCGUGGCCUGCCCCUUGGGCUACAAUGGUCCGCGAUGCCAGCAGUCCACCCGGAGUUUUCGCGGCAACGGUUGGGCCUGGUACCCUCCACUCCAGCAAUGCCAGGAAUCCCACCUCAGUUUGGAGUUCAUCACCCGGGCAGCCGACGGCUUGAUACUGUACAAUGGACCCAUUGUGCCACCGAAAGCGGGUGAAACCGUGGUCAGUGACUUCAUAGCCAUCGAAUUGGAACAGGGUUAUCCGCGACUUCUCGUAGAUUUCGGCUCGGGUACUCUGGAACUUAGGGCCAAAACAAAGAAGACCCUGGACGAUGGCGUCUGGCAUCGCUUGGAUAUUUUCUGGGACUCCGAAAACGUGCGGAUGGUUGUGGACUUUUGCCGCACGGCCCUGGUCUCCGAAAUGGAGGAUGGCACUCCGCCGGAAUUCGAUGACAAUGCGUGUCAGGCGAGGGGGCAGAUACCCCCAUUCUCAGAGUCGCUAAAUCUAAACCAGCCGCUUCAGUUGGGCGGACUCUAUAGGCAGCACUUCGAUCAAACGCUGUACAACUGGCAGUAUGCCUUCAGCUCCAAGGGCUUCGAUGGCUGUAUACGCAAUGUAAUCCAUAAUUCCGAGCACUAUGACCUGGCUUUUCCGGCCCUGGCCCGCAAUAGUUUUCCCGCCUGUCCGCAAACCGAUGAAGUCUGCCUGAAAACCGAACACACGGCCCGCUGUUGGGAGCAUGGAAAUUGCGUGGCCAGUUUGGUCCAGGCCAAGUGCCAUUGUCAGCCGGGCUGGAUGGGUCCCGGCUGCAAUGUGCCCACCAUUCCAACGACAUUCAAGGCCCAGAGUUAUGUGAAAUUCGCCCUCAGCUUCGAGCCCGAUCGAUUUUCCACACAACUGCAGCUGAGAUUUCGAACGCGGGAGCAGGGUGGCGAACUGUUCCGGGUUAGCGAUCAACACCACAGGGAGUACGCCAUCCUGGAGCUCCGCAGGGGCCACCUUCAGUUCCGCUACAACCUGAACUCGCUGCGAAACGAGGAGCAACUGCUGACUCUGACUGCCAUCGCCGUUAACGAUGGCCAGUGGCAUGUGAUUCGCGUUAGUCGCUAUGGAUCGGCGGCCCUAAUGGAACUGGAUGGCGGGGAGUCGAGGCGGUACAACGAGUCCUUCCACUACACCGGCCACCAGUGGCUCAGCAUCGACAAGCAGGAGGGCGUCUAUGCGGGCGGCAAGGCCGAGUAUACGGGCAUCAAGACCUUUGAGGUGCAGUCCGACUUUCAAAGGAGCUGCUUGGACGACAUCAGGUUGGACGGAAAACACCUGCCCCUGCCGCCGGCCAUGAAUGGCACCCAGUGGGGCCAGGCGACGAUGGCCCGGAAUCUGGAACGCAACUGCCCCUCGAAUAGGCCCUGCUCGAAUGUCAUCUGCCCGGAUCCCUUUGACUGCGUCGACUUGUGGAACGAAUACGAGUGCACUUGCAGCGAGGGUCGCAUCAUGUCCUCGGACACCAAGGGCUGUGUGGACAGGAACGAGUGCCUGGACCUGCCCUGCCUGAACGGAGCCACCUGCAUCAAUCUGGAGCCACGGCUCCGGUACCGCUGCAUUUGCCCCGAGGGUUAUUGGGGCGAGAACUGUGAGCUGGUGCAGGAGGGCCAACGCCUGAAGCUGAGCAUGGGAGCCCUGGGGGCGAUUUUCGUUUGCCUGAUUAUCAUACUGAUUCUCGCCCUAAUCUUCGUGCUCUAUAGCCGCAAACGCAAGACGACCAAGAAAAAGAAGCGCUCGGGUCCGGAGAAGGAUGUCCGGGAGACGGUAAUCAGUUACGAGGACGAGGGCGGCGGCGAGGACGACAUGACCGCCUUCGACAUAACGCCCCUGCAAAUACCAAUCAGCGCCCAGGGAGGACCGCCGGACAUCGCCGCCUGCAAGAUGCCCAUAAUCUACCCCGUGAUGACGCUGCUGCCACCUGGCCAGGAGCUGAACGUGGCCUAUCUGAUGGAGGAGCGCAAGCAGCGCAUCGACAAGGACAACAACGCGCCGCCCUUCGACGACCUGCGCAACUUCACCUUCGAGGGCAGCGGCAGCAUCGCCGAGUCGCUGAGCUCGCUGGCCUCCGGCACUGAUGAUGAGAAUCAAGACUUUAACUAUCUGCAGAACUGGGGUCCACGUUUCAAUGCUCUGGCCGCCAUGUACGUGCACGAUAAGGCGAAAGCCAAGCAGCUCCCAUCGGAUGGCGGUGGAGGAUCUGCGGAUGUAACAGGAGCCUCAUCAUCGUCGCCAUUGGGAGGAGGUGGCAUUCCGGGCGAUGUCCUUGCCGUGGUCGCAACGGGCAGUGGGGCAGGUCCUGGCGGCGGCGGUGCCAGCGGGUUAAUGCCCCUGCCCAGCAUCGACAAAGUUGUAUUAUAAAAAUAAAUAGUUAAGUUGUAGUUAAAAUGAUGUUUCAGCUGUAAGCACGAUGGGGCAAACACUUUAAACGAAACAGGUGUUUUGUGUAUUCGUGUGUCUGGUUAGGGUUAAAUUGUAUGUACUGUGGCUACUGUGGAAUUCAAGACUAACUUAAGGUAUUAGGUGUUUUUUCACAUAUAAGAUAUUGAGGGGCUUAAAUAGGGAUUGUCUUCAGUUACUUCUUCUAACUGAAUCUCUAAACGUUUGCACAAGGACAAAUAUUUUACUUACGCAUUAUUGCUUUAAAAGUUUCGUUACGUUUACAUAUAAAAUGUCAUCUUUGGAAAAAAUAAUGUAAUGGUUAAAACAAGUUUAAAAUUAUUGUUUUAAAACAGGUUAAAGUUUUUUCUAUGUUAUCUUUAUAAUGAAGAUAAAUAUUUAAUUGUAUGUUCUGUAUUUAAAUUGAAAACCUAUAAAGAACCCACGGAACAAAGUUCACCUAUCGAAAUCAUAACUUUUCCAGGCCACCUUCUUGCAAAUCUUUCUGCGUCUUCCUUUCAAAACUCAUCUUCUCGAUGAUAUUCAACUGAACCAACUGAGAAAUCAAUGAAUAGUUCUACAAUUAAAAUGAUAUGAGUACAUUAAGCAUACUACAAUGAAAAAGAGUUUAUAAAACUUGCUACAUAUUAGUUAAAAAUCCUGUAUAAAUACGGCGUUAACUCUCUAGCACGUAAGUUGAACCAAACUAAACCGAAAUUUUGCCCAUCCUCCAGUUGAGCGUUGCAACUUUUGUGUGCCACCGACAGGGGAACGUGUCCGAUUGCCACCAAAGCAGGUGGCGCCUGCAAACCCUGAAAACCAACGCUGAAAGCUGCCACCGAACCCACGCAGCCACAAAAGUUUGCAGAGAAAAGUAGAAAUUUAAUAAGAGGAAAAAAUCAUAACUAACUUUGGUGAAAAUUAAAGGUAAAGGGGAAACUCUACUGUAACAUAAUUUUGUACAUACUAAAUUCUGUAAUUCUAUGAUUAAACUAAUGGAUAUUGUAGAGCGAACAAAUGAAAACAAAACAACUAAUAGACUAAUUAACUACAAUUAAUCCUACAUUUAACUACCGACAGAAAAGCCGAAAACAAAUACGAGUGUUGAUCAAACCAAUUUCAUAUUUCUGCAUUUACUAGCAACUACACAACCAGUACAGAAAGUGAAAGUAUUAAUAAUAAUAUUGUAAUAUGUAUUUAAUUAUGAGUCAUACACGAAAAACGGUUAAUUACAUUUACGUUAGUUAAUGGACAAUUUGUUAGUAGUUAGCGUCUAAGCAUACUUUUUUAAAAAUCAAUAAA